AUACCUAUAUAUUAGUGUAUUAUCUAUGGUUGUAAUCGAACGAUCGUUCAGAGUGGUCGUCGCUCUUACAUUUAUAAAUAAAUUAACCGCUGAUUCCCAAAGUAAUCAUGUCCCUCCAGGAGCAAUUCGACCAAGCUGCAGCUAAUGUUAAGAAGCUGAAGUCCCUCCCCAGUGACGGAGAUCUAUUGGAGCUGUAUGGUUACUUCAAACAAGCAACCGUUGGUGAUGCCGACCCUGCAAAUAAGCCCGGUAUGUUUGAUCUUAAGGGCAAGGCCAAGUUCGAGUCCUGGAGCAGCAAAAAGGGCACGUCAAAGGAGGACGCACAAAAGGCGUAUAUCGCUAAAGUCGAGAGCCUGAUCGCUUCUAUCGGUCUCCAGUAAAUACUUAUAAGCUAAAACACUACUAUUUCUUUAUAUUUAUUUAUACGUUGCCACCAUAAAUUUCGUGUUGUCAACAUAAGUUGUGUUACCAACAUAAAUGCUAUGUUGCCAGCAUUAUCGACAUAAUAUUAAGCGUUGUCAUUUUGUUACGUUUGUUGUGAUUUUUUUUAACAAGUUUUCGAACGCACAAAAUAAGUUAAAAUCCAUAUUCUUCCUUUAUAAGCAUUUAUUUACUAACAGAUAUUUGUGAUGGAAAUCACCAAACUAAGAAAAUUAUAAAAUUAAUAUAUGUAAAUCAUAUUUUUAUAUUUAAAUUUAUCUAGAGGUUUUUAUUAUGUUUAGCUAAUGGUGUGUCUAGAUUUGGUUUGUGAAGGUUGUUGACCAGAUUUCUAAAAAUUACCGUUAUGAAUUUGAGAUGCUUUUUGUUUUGGAGUCAUAACGUUUCUUAUAUAUUUAGUCUAUGGGUACAUCACAAUAUUGUAAGACUUGGAACACAACUCGGUGCUCUAUUUUAAUUGUUGUUCAAUAUCACAUAUUUUGUUAUUCUUUUUAUACCGGCGUCAAAUAAAUAAAUGGAAAUUU
Molecule: messenger RNA, 962 nt
Organism: Melitaea cinxia (Glanville fritillary)
Lineage: Eukaryota; Metazoa; Arthropoda; Insecta; Lepidoptera; Nymphalidae
Gene: ACBP
Product: acyl-CoA-binding protein homolog
Exons: 4
Coding region: 108-380 (90 amino acids)
Biological process (GO): fatty acid metabolic process
Molecular function (GO): fatty-acyl-CoA binding
Source: RefSeq, a predicted model, not a curated record